This is a messenger RNA of Polychytrium aggregatum, 741 nucleotides long. RefSeq names its product cytochrome b5-like heme/steroid binding domain-containing protein. The transcript has 3 exons. The record is from RefSeq and is a predicted model, not a curated record. Gene Ontology annotation, cellular component: endomembrane system; membrane. The coding region runs from base 233 to 574 and encodes 113 amino acids. NCBI's taxonomy places the organism in Eukaryota, Fungi, Chytridiomycota, Chytridiomycetes, Polychytriales.
GCAACGAAGCCAGGUGAGACCCCCCCCUCCAUGCGACAGAGACGCAAGUGCAUAGGCCUGCGCGGUCCGCUGGAGAAGGAUUAGGAGGGAGCGCUGGGUGUCAGAAGAGAAGUGUCUGGGGACAGGCCUGUCUGUCGAUACUGCCAAGUUGUAUCCCUCUCGUUGGCCCCAACCAUCAACGCCACCGUUUCUUGGUCCGGACUGACCACAUCGCCUCAACAGUGUUCCUGAAAUGAGUUCUGAAGAGCGUGCCGAUAAGCUUCCCGACGGAGAUCGUGCCUUCACCGCUGUGGAGUUGUCUCAGUUCGACGGAAGCAACCCCGAGAACCCCAUCUACGUCGCUGUCAAAGGCGUCGUCUUCGAUGUCAGCAAGUCGAGAGCCAUGUAUGCUCCUGGCUGCGGUUACAACGUUUUUGCCGGCCGCGAUGCAUCCCGGGCUCUGGCGCUGAGCUCAGUCAAGGUUGAGGACUGCAUUCCCGAUCGCUCCGGUCUCUCCGAGGAGCAGCAAGCUACCCUCGACAAGUGGGAGCAGUUCUACCGCAAAAAGUACAACAUCAUCGGAACGGUCGCUUGAUCAUGCCAAGGCGCCGGUCCUCUGGCUCCGCUGGACAGCCACUCCGACAGUCCUUGAAGCCAAGGCUACCCAUGUGCCCGCUCUCCAGACAAGCAAGCGCUGAGCCCUGGAUGUCCUGCGCUGCUCAACAUAUCCCAAAUAUAUUCUCUGUCCGUAGCGUCAAGUGC